AUGGAAAGAUUUUUCUUUUCAGGGCCGGGUAUAAAAGGCACUAUGGCGAUCCUGAAUUGCCUUUUAGCGAGACAACUAUGCUUUGAAGAUGCCUCGUGCUCUGCCAUUUUGGAAAUCAUACCUCGUGUCUGCGGUUCUGAAUUAGUUGCCUGCUCCACCGUGACCGUCACCAAGUGUCAAGCUGCUCUUCGUACUCUCCAAGCGUUUCCAUUCUUCAAACCGACCUGCCUCUGUCGUGAACCAAACGUCGAUCCUGAAUGCAACUCCUUCCGUGACUUUCUAUUCGAUCAUCCAUGCGUGUUCGUGAUGAAAAAAGAGAAAGAUCCAUAUCCCGUGGAGACUCUGCCAACUUGCACCUAUGCUCUGAGUGUUUGUCACAACGAGAAAGCUUGUUCCGUGCUAUUCGAGCGAUUCAAGAACGCUUGUAAAGCCAGGGAUGGGGAGUGUCGUAUGGAGGAGAGGGAAUCUUGUCGCGAGGCCUGGGCUGGUCUUCGCCUGUCUCCACUCUUCGGCUGCAUCUGCCCCAACACUCAUAUGAAGAAGAGAUGUGAUAGGAUUUUCGCUGUCGUGAACCACAACCCAUGCGUCGCGGCAGCCUGGGGUGAAUGUCCGCCGGCAGUCCGGGCGCUGUUCGAGCCGAAGCGGCCGGCUGCCCGGGCUCCACCCCUCACGCGCUAUGCUGCUCCCGACGGUACGAUCCUGCUGCUCACCGAGAACGGCACCAGGCUGAUGACUCGUGCUGCUGCCGCCAGUCUCCUCCGCGCUGCCCUACUCUCCCCGCGCCCCCCUAGACCCCGCCACGUAAAGCUGAUAUCCGACGGACGGACGGCAAAUCGAAACACCACGGCGGUGACUUCAUGGAUCGGUGGUAUGUCCAUAACUCAGGACGGCAACCUUAUCACUCCGGACAAAUUAAUGACACACGUACACCGUUAUGCAAGCCCCCACUACAGGCCCCAUGGGCAUCAUUACCAUCAUUGGAAUCAUGAGCCAGGAGGGAGCGAAGAUCCUCUAUACGCUACCAAGACAGUCUACGGACCAGGCUACAUCGAUGAAAACCAGAGGAUUGGCAAAGAAAACGGUAAAGCAGGUUAUGAGAAGGUGGCCCUACAAUCUACCUGCCACGUUGCAUUGGACGCAUGCAUCAAGGAUACGGAUUGUGUAACAUCACUUACGCCUGUGCUUCAAAAAUGUCACUCAACCGACUGCGAUAGAGAGGGAUGUAUGUCAGCGUUACGAGGAUUCUAUAGGAAGCCUGGUGUACAUUGGAACACGGAAAUCGCAUUCUGUCUCUGCAAGAAAACGGAUAACAAGGAAGAUUCAUGCAUGAAUGCCCAGGAGAGAUUACAUCCAUCUUGCGCACAACGACCAGCUAUAGGUUCACCACUACCCGCCUGCCAUACCCUGGCCCACGCCUGUCGAGAGGAUCCCGAAUGCAGAAUCCGCCUGGAAAACUACGAGCAAUGGUGUGCUGUGGAUGCUGUAACGCAAGGCUGUGCUGGAUCCCCAGCAGCUUGUCGAGCUGCUGUUGUAGCUGUUCUUGGUACUCAGCUGAGAGCUGCCUGCGCUUGCAGAGGAACGGAUUUCGCUCAGCUAUACGAUUGCCUUGGAUGGCAGCGAUUGUUAUGGCUCAAUCCAUGUGUUGUUGAAUCUCAAAGCGAUUACCAUGUCAAGACCUACGGAGCCCUGCACACAACUACUCCAUUCGACAACGGCGUCAGAUACAUGACGGUACCACCAGAGCCCGCAGUUCAUCAUCAUACGACCUCACACCACCACAAACAUACAACUCAACAUGGCACUUCGCAAGUUGAUGUUAUGCAGGAGAAUCGCCAAGAACAACCUCCAAUCACAACAAUGUCUGAACAAAAGAUCCAUAGUGACGCAGAACUGGAAGCAAUCAUUGUGACAACUGUUGAAACCACAACAAUGACCACCACGACGACGACCACAACCACGGCUCCGACCACAACGACCACGACCACGACUACCACGACCACGCCACGUCCGACCACCACAAUGGAACCGACGAAAUAUUGCAUUGUUAAAAAGCCAGAGAGUGAUGAUCAGGCACAAUACAUUAAAAUGGGAGAAACAAGACGUCUGUACAGGUCCGCGGAGCUAGCGGAGUGCACAGACCUGUGCGUCUGUGAGUCAUCGUUGCAGGUUUCCUGUAAGGUCGCCUGUGUACCACGAGCGCCGUGCUCCUCGCGUCUCGCUCACUACUCACACGCAGCGCCCGCCUACCAAGCUUACCGAGGACGAUGCUAUUGUUACUCUGGAUCGUUCAUCUGUAUGAGGCCUAAUCCUGGUGAAUACAAGUUGCCUGAAGGCGUCUACCUCUUGUUGGGGUUCAGUGCCGUGGACGAGGCUUUACUAAGACCUCACACAGGGCUCGGAGCUGAAGAUGCUGUGAGGUUGCUUCAAAGAUACCUCAGGGUCGCGCAUCAUGGAGAGACUAAUUGCACCCUGACUCUGUUCAACAUAAGCAAUGAGAACGUCAUCAUCUCUGCUAGUCUACCACAAAAAGAACAAGAGGCUCUCAAGGAAGCCGGGGAAGCUCUGCUAGAUAGAGAGAAGGAGGCCUGCAUAGACGUGUUGAAAGUAGUGAAGGCUCGCAUCAAUUCACAACACGAGGAUAUUUCCUCCCACCUCCUCCUCUCAAUCUUCAAGAUAGCGGAGGUCGACGUCGUUUAUCCAACGCCUCCCAGCUCCGCGAUAUCCACCAACAGGCCGGACAUCAUCAUCUACAUCAUCAUCUGCCUCAUCACCAUCAUCUACAACCUGAGUGACGUCACUUCAGUAAUCAUCACCAUUACCGGAAUAAUCAAUUCCCUAACGAAUUUAUCUCAACAGACGUCCCUUUCAUCUCAUAACGUUCCUCGUCAGAUUUAUAUCAUAGAAUAUAUUUUAUUUAUAACAAAAUGUGAUGUAUUUAUUAAUGUAAAACCGCACCACGCACUCGCUUUAGAAUACGCACAUAUCAAAUACACGGAUGAAGCUGAAUUAAGUGUAGGUAUAAUAUAUAAAGUAACAGAACAUAUCUCAGCUGUGAAUACAAUAUAUUAUAAUUUAUAUGAUAUUAUUGCUAAUGCAAACGUAACUAAAUAUUUUUCUAGUGUUGUGUAUUACGUAUUCGUAUUUAUUAUGACGGAGAUGCUUCUAGUGAAUUCUUUUAUGGUAAUAUCGCGUCCUCUUCUUAUGGGAUUUCAAUAUCCGUUAGCUUAG
Danaus chrysippus (African queen) is the source of this 3228-nucleotide messenger RNA. The record is from the annotation of a GenBank genome assembly. Lineage: Eukaryota; Metazoa; Arthropoda; Insecta; Lepidoptera; Nymphalidae.